Messenger RNA from Adineta ricciae, 2370 nucleotides. The record is from the annotation of a GenBank genome assembly. Lineage: Eukaryota; Metazoa; Rotifera; Eurotatoria; Adinetida; Adinetidae.
AUGAUUGAAACAAUACAACGUCGUGAACGAAACAUAUCUAUCAUGAAAUACACAUUGUUUGUGUUCUUAAUCAUCGUCCAUUCUUCCCAUGGUGCCUGUCCGAAAGCAACAUUCGAGUUCAGAAAUAAAACGAAAACAGCUGUGUAUAACUUUAUCGAUUCAUCAAUUGGAAAUAUCGGCUCAUUAGAAACAUGUCCAUACACGGGUCGACCUUAUGUUUACUUACCGUGUUAUCCAAAUUCCUCAUGGGGACGUGAUCCGUACUUCAGUAACUGUAUACAACCAAUAGAAAUCAAACAGGAAGCAAAGUCAAUCGUACCAAAAGACAAUCCCUAUGGAAGAUUAUCGUUCGACGAAGUAGUUCGACUGCCAUUGACAACUUCCAACGAUAUUUCGAACAUUCUAUCUUAUGUGAACAACAAACAAACAACUGUCAAAUCAUCAUCUGACAUAACAUCGAUUGUGAAUUUAAUUGAUCGUAUAGUAACGAAUAAUCAAUACACGGAUGACAUCCAAACGAAUCUAUACUCAACUGCUAAUAAACUUCUCUCAUAUUCACUAAAAUCACAAAUGCGAGAAGCUCAGAAGAUGAAUGGAAGUGUUGUCAAAUUACUAUCAUUAAUGGAAGCGUAUUCCCAAAAUGUCAUCUUUGAAGAACCUGAACGUUCUUUUAACGAAAACAAUCUUGCUGUAUCCAUUGUCAACAGGCCAAACAGUCGUUCCGAACCAAUUAUUGGUUUUGCUUUCGAUUCGAAUAACAAUGUGACAAAAGCAAUUAGUUCAGAAGAUUAUGAUCGGAAUUUCACGUCGAUUAUUUUGAAUACUCAAGCUUUGAUGAAACAGAAUCGUUUAGCAUUCUCUGUCUACGAUGAAAAGACAGGUUUAUUUAAUGAUAAUCAACACCAAGUGUUAACACGAGUGAUUUCAUUGACUGUUGAUAAACCUGAAGCAGUGAAGCAUAGCGGGUCAUUUGUGAAAAUUUCCUUUCAAUUGGAUAGCGAUUUUCAACAGCGAAAUCAGAGUUUACGGUGUGCAUUUUGGAAUAUAUUUGAUAAUAUGACAGCGAAAUGGUCAACGGAAGGUUGUCAAAUAGAAAGCAUCAAGCAACAACGUGUUACAUGUAUUUGUAAUCAUUUAACACAUUUCGCUGUUUUAAUGGAUAUCGAACAAACACCAACACCGAGAUUGGUUGAACAACUUCUUUCAGUAAUCACAUUGAUUGGUUUAUUACUCUCAUCAACUGGCCUGUGUUUGACGAUUCUAACAUUUAUAUUUUUCAAAAAACUACGUCGUCAUUUCAGUCAAAAAUCUCUUCUACUCUUAUCGAUAAACCUUCUAUGCGUGAAUAUUCUAUUUUCGAUUAUUUGUCUGUUCACGUUAAAACACUUACUAUGCGUUAUUAUUGCAAGUUUAUUACAUUAUUUUAUCUUGGCAACAUUUAGUUGGAUGUUUAUCAUGGCAUUGAUACAAUAUUUACUAUUUGUCAAAGUUUUUCCAUCUUCAAUCUCUGCUUUUACGAGGAAAGCAGCAGCGUUCUCGCAAUUGAUUCCAUUGAUUCCUGUUUUAAUCGUCCUCUUGAUUGAUCCAUGGAAUUAUACAAAGCGAGCCGAUCAUAUAUGUUGGUUAUCCAAUUUACCAUUUUAUUUGUCAUUCAUUCUACCGAUUGUUUUGUAUAUCUUUAUCAACAGUAUUCUGUUCGUUACCGUUGCUUACUCACUUCUAUGUGGUAAAACAGCACAACGAUUGCAAAGCACACAUUCUUUGGAAUCUCAACGAGUCUCACGUUUUACAGUUGCAUUGAGUUGUUUCAUUGUACUUGGGCUAACUUGGACAUUUGGUCUGUUUACUAUUGGACCAGUUCGUCUAUUGUUCCAAAUCUUAUUUUGUAUAUUUGCUUCAUCGACAGGGUUUUUAAUAUUUAUUCUUUAUAUAAUAACAUCGAAAACGAAACGAACAUGCUGGAAUAAUACGUUUAAAUCGUUUGGAAUAUCUUCAAUCUAUUCUCCGACAUCCUCGUCAUCGUCCGGCUUUCUAGGCAGUAAAGAGUUUUCUUCCACAUCAGUCAGUGAUCAUCAAAAACUACCUACUCGUCAUACGCAAUAUCCUUCACAACCUCAACAUUUUAUUGAUGCGUAUAUGCCAUCAUCACCUCCACCGCCAGCUCCGCCCAUCGUACCACCAUCUCAAUCAACGUUAGUCAUCGAAGGUGAUGAUUCAAUUUAUCCAACAGAUAUGGCCAAUCAUUUGUACGAACCACGGCAUGUUUGGGCACCACAUACAAACUAUAUUUAUGAAACGAACCAACCGACGACAUCGCUCGAUGAUUAUUCUCUAUUCUACAGUUCAAAUCAUGAUGCAACAAAACUAUGA